Molecule: messenger RNA, 2043 nt
Organism: Aureobasidium melanogenum CBS 110374
Lineage: Eukaryota; Fungi; Ascomycota; Dothideomycetes; Dothideales; Saccotheciaceae
Exons: 2
Coding region: 1-2043 (680 amino acids)
Biological process (GO): Mo-molybdopterin cofactor biosynthetic process; molybdenum incorporation into molybdenum-molybdopterin complex
Cellular component (GO): cytoplasm; cytosol
Molecular function (GO): molybdopterin molybdotransferase activity
Source: RefSeq, a predicted model, not a curated record
AUGGCAUCCUCGCAACCCAAACUCACAGCAGCGAUUCUGAUCAUCUCAGAAACAGCCUCGAAAGAUCCAUCAACAGAUAAAUGUAUCCCCGCUCUAUCUCAAGUCUUCUCCGACCUCGGAUCCUCAAACUGGACCAUCUCAACCACAACAAUCAUCCCAGACUCCAUCCCUGCAAUCCAAGAUGCAGUCCUUAAAGCCUGCGAUCAAGGCAUUAAUUUAAUCAUCACCUCUGGAGGUACGGGUUUUGCAGUCAAAGACGUAACUCCCGAAGCCGUGGGCCCAUUGAUUGAGAAGCAAGCUCCGGGGUUGGUGCACGGUAUGCUUGCUAGUAGUUUACAAGUUACGCCUUUUGCGGUGAUGAGUAGACCUGUUGCGGGAGUCAGGGGAAGCAGUUUGAUUCUUACGUUGCCGGGGAGUCCGAAGGGCGCGAAGGAGAAUCUUGAGGCGGUGUUUAAGUUGUUGAGUCAUGCUUGUUUGCAGGCUAGUGGGGGCGAUUCGAGGCAGAUGCAUUCAGGUGGUGUGAAGAAGUUGGAGAAGGAGGCGGGGGUAGGUGGGGGUGAGAAGGUUGGUGGACAUUCGCAUGGGCAUGGGCAUGGUCAUAGUCAUGGCCAUGGUCAUGGAUGUGGACGCGAUCAUGGACACGGAGGUCAUCACGGCCCAAAAGCCCACACUGCACCCGAAGACCGGCCACAGCAAUCUAACGACCCUUCUCAAGGACCUAGCAGGAGAUACAGACACUCGCCUUAUCCUAUGCUCUCAGUCAAGGACGCACUCCAGCAAAUCGACCUUCACACGCCCUCGCCUACCACCAUCACACUCCCCGUCAACGAAUCUCUGGUCGGCCAUGUUCUGGCCGAGGAUGUCACAGCACCAGAAUCUGUCCCUGCCUUCCGCGCCAGCAUCGUAGAUGGCUACGCCGUCAUCGCUGGCCCAGAUGCCCCCAGCACCAAAGGAACUUUCCCCGUCGCAAUGAUCUCUCACGCUCAAGCCGGAGAACACCAAAAACUCCAACCAGGACAAAUCGCCAGAAUCACCACUGGAGCUCCUCUUCCUCCUGGCGCAACCAGUGUCGUCAUGGUCGAAGACACCAUCCUCGUCUCCAAAACCGACGACGGUACAGAAGAGAAAGAAGUCGAGAUCUUGACUUCUGAAAUCGAGGUUGGAGAGAAUGUCAGAGAAGUAGGUUCAGACGUCCAAGCUGGCGAUGUCAUCAUGCGAAAAGGCGAGGGUAUCUCUGCUAUCGGUGGAGAGUUUGGAUUACUGGCUUCUGUGGGUGUUAAACAAGUUUCUGUGUACAAGAAUCCUGUUGUCGGUGUUUUGAGCACUGGAGAUGAGAUUGUAAACCAUGAUCGUGAAGGAGAGUUGAAGCGUGGAGAAGUCAGAGAUACUAAUCGUCCUACCCUCCUAACCGCCAUUCGAGGUUCAGGCUUUGAAGCCGUGGAUUUGGGUAUUGUUUCCGACAAACCAGGAGCCCUGGAACAAACCCUCCGCGACGCAACCCGCAAAGCCGAUGUCAUCAUCACCUCCGGCGGCGUCAGCAUGGGCGAACUCGACCUCCUGAAACCAACCCUCGAACGCCAACUCGGCGGGUCCAUCCACUUCGGCCGUGUAGCCAUGAAACCUGGUAAACCCACCACUUUCGCCACCAUCCCUGUAAAAUCCAACGACGGCUCUCGCAUCGACAAAGUCGUUUUCUCGUUGCCUGGAAACCCUGCUUCGUGCGUUGUCACCUACCAUCUUUUCGUACUUCCGGCUUUGCAUAAAUUAGCUGGUGUGGAGCCCAAGGGUUGUGCAAGAGUCAAAGUACAACUCGAUGGUGAUGUCAAGUUAGAUAAGCAAAGAGAUGAGUUCCACCGUGCGGUAGUCAAGGCUGGAGCAGAUGGAUUGUUGCAUGCUGUAUCUACUGGCGGACAACGCAGCUCGAGGAUUGGAAGUUUCAAGGGUGCGAAUGCUUUGUUGUGUUUACCUGCUGGCGAGGGAAAUAUCAAGAAGGGAGAGAUGGUUGAUGCGUUAUUGAUGGGCAAGUUGAUUGGUGAUGUUUGA